Molecule: messenger RNA, 351 nt
Organism: Colletotrichum orchidophilum
Lineage: Eukaryota; Fungi; Ascomycota; Sordariomycetes; Glomerellales; Glomerellaceae
Product: Apc13 domain-containing protein
Exons: 2
Coding region: 1-351 (116 amino acids)
Biological process (GO): positive regulation of mitotic metaphase/anaphase transition
Cellular component (GO): anaphase-promoting complex
Source: RefSeq, a predicted model, not a curated record
AUGGGACUGAACAAGGACGCCAGCCACACCUACGUGCACAUGCACCGCGCGCGCGACGCCGACCUGUUCGAGGACUUCUGCAAGGAGAAGCUGCCGGACGACGAGGUCUACGUGCCGCCGCAGCACCAGCCGAUCAACCCGGAGGACGAGGACGACGUCGUGCCGGACCAGCACGCGGCGUUUGGUAUCACCAAAGCGACGCAGCGCCAGCGCGAAGCGGCGUGGAAGGAUUUGGGGCUGUCGGGGCUGAUGAAUCGGGGGCCGCCGCCGCCUGGGGGGUGGGAGCAGGGCCAGGGGGCCGGCGGGGGUGGUGCUGGUGCUGGGGCUGGGGCAAAGAGGCUGCCGCGGUAG